This is a messenger RNA of Labrus mixtus (cuckoo wrasse), 11140 nucleotides long. It is a transcript of the gene ago3a, whose product is annotated as argonaute RISC catalytic component 3a. The coding region runs from base 797 to 3400 and encodes 867 amino acids. Lineage: Eukaryota; Metazoa; Chordata; Actinopteri; Labriformes; Labridae. Gene Ontology annotation, molecular function: RNA binding; protein binding. Gene Ontology annotation, biological process: regulation of stem cell proliferation; regulatory ncRNA-mediated gene silencing. The transcript has 19 exons. The record is from RefSeq and is a predicted model, not a curated record.
ACCUCUUCCUGUCGGUGUCAGAAAGGCAACUUCACCAUAUUUAGCUGGCUUGCCGAAGCCCCGCACAGUUGAUCUGUCAACCAGACCCGAAAAACUUGACAGAUAUCGGCUGACUCUGGUCUGUGUUGACAGCUUUAUUUCUUUGCGCCGGGAUACAAACUACGGAAGACGACGUCGUUGGAGUAUGUUGCUGUGGCAACGGGGCCGUGUCAGCGUCGGGUUUAUAACGCGAUAAGAAGUGAACCGUCGUCUGUCAGAAUUCCUAAUAUCCAACAGCUUAGCCAUCUAGCUAAUCAUUUUGGGCAACUCAAGAGGGCUCGCUGUGCCGAAAAUACAGAUAUAUGUCGUGUGAUUUAACCUUCAUGUAUCGUUAGGUGUUCGUCGGGACUCGGUGACUCCACUGCUAUGAUAUCCUGACAGCUCCCGUCCUCCGUCCCCUGCCACUUUCCCGAAGCCUGGCCAGAGAGCUAACGUGGCUAGCUAGCAGGUUUUCACUGCCGCUGAGCAACCAGUAGCUUUCUCCGUGGCAGUGAAAUCUGAUUGGAUACGUUGACCGUGUGAAAGCGGCGGUGUGCGGGGUCACCGAGGACUUCUGACCGGUGAAACGACCGUACCAAAGGACCCCCGCCCCCCCCCCCCCCCUCCAAUUUGACAGCUUGUGAGGAGUCCAGAGCGCUUGGACCUUCAGCGCUGCAGAGGCGGCGCACUGCCGAAGGAGACACCGGAUUGAACGGAGGAAGAGUCCCAAAGGUUUGACAACUGUGAUCCGGGUAGUGAACCGGGCAGGACCUCAUGAAUGGAAAUCGGAACUCCAGCCGCCGUUGGGGCUCAGUCCCUGUUCUCCAUGCCACGGCGGCCCGGCUAUGGCACCAUGGGGAAGCCCAUCAAGCUGCUGGCCAACUGCUUCCAGGUGGAGAUCCCCAAGAUGGACGUCUACCUCUAUGAGGUGGACAUCAAGCCUGACAAGUGUCCGCGACGAGUCAACAGGGAGGUGGUUGACUCGAUGGUGCAGCACUUUAAGGUGACCAUCUUUGGGGAUCGCAGGCCAGUCUACGAUGGAAAGAGGAGCCUGUACACAGCCAACCCGCUGCCUGUGGCACCUGCAGGGGUGGACCUUGAUGUCACUCUACCGGGGGAGGGAGGGAAAGAUCGGCCCUUCAAAGUUUCCAUCAAGUUUGUGUCUCUGGUCAGCUGGCACAUGCUCCACGAGGUGCUGACCGGCCGCAGCAUGCCUGAGCCUCUGGAGCUGGACAAACCCAUCAGCACCAACCCCGUGCACGCAGUGGACGUGGUGCUGCGACACCUACCCUCCAUGAAGUACACUCCAGUCGGUCGGUCCUUCUUCUCGGCUCCUGAGGGCUACGACCAUCCCCUGGGAGGUGGGAGGGAGGUUUGGUUCGGCUUUCAUCAAUCUGUGCGCCCUGCCAUGUGGAAGAUGAUGCUAAAUAUUGACGUGUCUGCCACUGCCUUCUACAAGGCCCAGCCAGUCAUUCAGUUCAUGUGUGAAGUGCUGGACAUCCACAACAUAGACGAGCAGCCUCGGCCUCUCACAGACUCACACCGGGUCAAAUUCACCAAAGAAAUCAAAGGUUUGAAGGUGGAGGUGACGCACUGUGGAACCAUGCGGAGGAAGUACCGUGUCUGCAACGUGACCCGCCGGCCUGCUAGCCAUCAAACGUUCCCCCUACAGUUGGAAAAUGGUCAGACUGUAGAGCGUACUGUAGCCCACUACUUCAGGGAGAAGUACAACCUGCAGCUUAAGUACCCUCACUUGCCCUGUCUGCAGGUGGGCCAGGAGCAAAAGCACACCUAUCUGCCUCUGGAGGUUUGUAACAUUGUAGCUGGUCAAAGGUGCAUCAAGAAGCUGACAGAUAAUCAGACCUCCACUAUGAUCAAAGCCACAGCCCGCUCCGCACCCGACAGGCAGGAGGAGAUCAGCAGGCUGGUGCGCAGUGCCAACUACGAGGCAGACCCAUUCGUGCAGGAGUUCCAGUUCAAAGUGCGCGACGAGAUGGCCCACGUGACGGGGCGAGUGCUACCCGCCCCCAUGCUGCAGUACGGCGGCAGGGUGAGCACAGAGCACUUUAUGAACCGCACCGUGGCCACGCCCAGCCACGGGGUGUGGGACAUGAGGGGGAAGCAGUUCCACACCGGGGUGGAGAUCAAGAUGUGGGCCAUCGCCUGCUUCGCCACACAGCGGCAGUGUCGGGAAGAAAUCCUUAAGGGUUUCACAGACCAGCUGCGCAAGAUCUCAAAGGAUGCUGGGAUGCCCAUCCAGGGCCAGCCAUGUUUCUGUAAAUACGCCCAGGGAGCGGACAGCGUGGAGCCCAUGUUCAGACACCUGAAGAACACCUACGCCGGGCUGCAGCUCAUCAUCGUCAUCCUGCCGGGAAAGACUCCCGUCUACGCUGAGGUGAAGCGUGUGGGCGACACCCUCCUGGGCAUGGCCACGCAGUGUGUGCAGGUGAAGAACGUGGUGAAGACGUCCCCCCAGACCCUCUCCAACCUCUGCCUCAAGAUCAACGUGAAGCUGGGAGGCAUCAACAACAUCCUGGUGCCUCAUCAACGACCAUCAGUGUUUCAGCAGCCGGUUAUCUUCUUGGGCGCAGACGUCACACAUCCGCCCGCUGGUGACGGGAAGAAGCCUUCGAUUGCAGCAGUGGUUGGCAGUAUGGACGCCCACCCCAGCAGGUACUGUGCCACUGUGCGGGUCCAGAGGCCGAGGCAGGAGGUGAUCCAGGACCUGGCCUCCAUGGUGCGGGAGCUCCUCAUCCAGUUCUACAAGUCAACCCGCUACAAGCCCACCCGGAUCAUUUUCUACAGGGACGGAGUUUCAGAGGGCCAGUUCAGACAGGUGCUGUAUUAUGAGCUGCUGGCCAUCCGUGAGGCCUGUAUAAGCCUGGAGAAGGAGUACCAGCCCGGCAUCACCUAUAUUGUUGUGCAAAAACGCCACCACACACGCCUCUUCUGUGCCGACCGCAACGAGAGAGUUGGACGCAGUGGAAACAUUCCUGCUGGUACUACUGUGGAUACGGACAUCACGCAUCCCUAUGAGUUUGACUUUUACCUCUGCAGUCACGCUGGAAUACAGGGCACCAGUCGGCCCUCCCACUACCACGUUCUGUGGGAUGACAAUUGUUUUACCGCUGACGAGUUCCAGCUGCUCACCUACCAGUUGUGCCACACUUACGUGCGCUGUACCCGCUCGGUCUCCAUCCCUGCGCCUGCCUACUACGCCCACCUGGUGGCCUUCCGCGCCCGCUACCAUCUGGUAGACAAAGAACACGACAGCGCUGAGGGCAGCCAUGUUUCUGGUCAGAGUAACGGUCGGGACCCCCAGGCGCUGGCCAAAGCUGUUCAGAUUCACCACGACACCCUGAGGACCAUGUACUUCGCCUGAGCACCACCAACCCCUCCCCAAACCAUUGCCACAUUUUACACACACAAGAAAAAGAAAUACACACUGACACAACUGUGCACGCCUGGCUUGCCAGUCAAAGAGUCCUCAUAGGUGCAAGUCCCCCAACCCAACACACACACACACACACACACACACACACGCCUAGUCAAUCCGGACCUGACACUGUGCAGAGGAGAGCAGGGAGGAACGAGGGGAGGAGGCACCCCCACACUGGACUGAGGAUGCAAAAGCUGCUUUAAAUACAAACAAGACAGAAACUCAGCACUAUUAUGCAAUAUUUAACCAGCCAACCAGUUUGUUUUCUCCCUCAUCAGGCCCCCUUUGUUUUACCCCUUCCCUCUGUUUCUCCCCCGUUUGUCUCCUUUACUUAUGGCCUGAUGGUUGUUCUGUUUUUAUUUUAUUUUCCCUUUUCUUUUAGCUCAACCUCUUUCUCUAGUCUAUUAACGUGCUCCUUUGCCAUCUACAGUACCUCAAGUCAGUCAGAGCAGCAGCACUUUUACAUUCUGCCAGUUAAACUGUCGUUUGUUGAAUCUCUCCGGUGUUAGAAACGAGAAGAGAGCGAAAGGAAGGGUCUGAAGAUGUUUCGUGUUAGAUUUAUGUUGUGUUUUUUAUUCUAUCGGACUCGAGUCAUCCAAGCUACCACUUUUAUUGUCCCCUUUCCAUCUCUUUUUUUGUCUGUUCUGUCACAUUAUAGUGUGUGAAAGCAAGAGUUUACUUUGAGCACACUGCCACCUGUUGGCGACGAGGUAUACAUGCCCCCUUAAAAUCACAACAAAGAGUUACACAAUCAGUUGUGAUUGAACUAAAACAGUCGGCUGUCUCAUUGAAACAGAGUCACCCCAUAGUGGCUGAUGUAUCAAUUACUCUACAGUAUGUAUUUCAUUUAAAGUAUAACACUGUUAUUUAAUUCAGUUUAUUUUUUCUUCUACAUUAUGUGAAACAUUUUAUGAUUUUUUUGAUUAAUCAUUUAAACCAUGCAAGCUUAUUUUUUAUUCUCAUUCCUUAUUAGUCUGCAUGCUUUUAUCCCCCCUCGGUGCUUUUUUAUCACAUUUCUCUCUGUUGUGUUUGAGAUGGUGGGUGAAUCGAGAUCACGUCGACGGUUUCCUCUAGUGCAAUAAUCAGGCGGAACGAAGGGAGGAGGAUUGUAGGGGACUUUGGCCCAAGAGUUUGGGCACUUUCAUGAAUUGCUCCGCUGUGAGACGAUUGAUCAGCGCGUUGUACGAUAUUGUCCUUGCCGUUGGGCAAAAAAAACAAAAAAACAACAACCCUGCAGUUCUCAUGUUUUUACUUGAAUUGAAAGGAUGUUAUGGACCUCUGUGGUUGGAGGAGACUUUUACUAUCACCAGGUGUUAUUUCCGAGGUUUGUUAAUGAGGCUGAUUUUCUUCAUUCUUGAGAAUAAUGAAGCUUCUCAUGUAACUGCAGCAAAGUGGAGAGAAAAAACAAAAAGGCCAUAAAGAGAUAGUAUUCAAGUGCCUGGUGGAGGUUAAGUGUUCAGUGGUUAAAAGUAAAUAACUAUUGGAGCCUAUGUCAGCGGGGUUAAAUAACCAAGAAGCAUAUUCCAAUAAAUGGACAGCAUAAGAUUUGUUUUGAAAGUUCACCCGAUGCCUCUUGUUCCUCUCAACAACUGUCUACUGACUUUUCUAAACAUCUCAUUCAAUCAUCCUACAAUCACUGUGUGUGUUGUGUUCGCCUAUACAGCAGUGUUAGCUGUGUUAGUGGCUUUGCCGAGUUGUCUUUUUGCCUAAUCUUAGCCAGACAUGGAUCCAGCUGCUACAGUGCGCUCGUACCUAAAAAAUGACGGGGGGGGGGGGGGGUUUCAUGGGUAAUGGAGUCAGCCUUGUCAUCAUUAUGAGUCUUUCAAUAAUCAGUUUCAUUUGUCGUGGACAAGGUUUACUCCCUGCCCGUGAAACCGUCUGAGAGUUGGCUCCAGAUUCAAGCGGAGGAAUUCAGCAAGUGGCCGAUAUGUGACGAUAUGAAAACGUGUAUCUGGAUUGUGUUCGGCCACUUGGCUCCUCUGUGCUGCUGAAGCUUGUUUCGGAGGGGGAGGGUUUUUUUUAAAAGUAAUCUGCACUAAAAGAAGCUGUGUUUAGGGCGUGAACACAGGCGUGGUGCUACUCUGUCUGAAGCUGAACCUUUUUGUGAGACUCGAGAUGAGCAGGUGGGAAAAGGUAGAAGAUGGAAAAAAAGCCUCACUUACAUAAAGGCAGGAGAACGUGCUGUGGUCAGUGCAGGGGGGAGGGAGGGGGAGCUCUAGAUUGAGGGAUUUCACUCUGUAGUUCUGAUCAGAAAUAAUGUAGAAACGGUACACAUGUGGACGUGUCCCCCUCGGAGACUUAGGGUCCUACACUUGGACUGCCUUUCAUUGGCCAGUGGGUUUGAGCCUUCAUGAUUUCACUCAUAUCUGAAAGCCUUUAUAAAAAAAAAAGCCAGAUGAAAGUAUAUUUGUACAUUUUAAAUUAUCUAAUGCACACCACUUAUUUUUGCUAACAGAAUUGAAAAAAAAAUGUAGUCUAAAAAAAUAUUAAUCUUAGUAAAAACAUGUAUCCUGAUAAGUAAAAACAAAAAUGUAAUAACAAAGUUUUAUUAUCGCAAUAGACUGUUGACUUGUUCCUGUGUCACUGUGGUGUACGUGUGAACAGUGGUGGGGUUGUCGUGUUUGGACUGUCAAACUGUUAUCGAUCGGGAUGUGGACUCAAACCGCCUCGUGCUUUCAUGUUUGGAUAAAAAAACUGCGAGAUAUUGACAGUUAUUUUUCUUCUUUUUUUUAUUUUGGUAGAUGGUCAUACUUGUUGGAGGUUUGUUGUCGAGGAGAGAGGAAAUAUCACAAACUGCACUGCAGGAGGCUUUUUGUAUUUAGAAACAACAUGUUAAGUGUCGACAGGAGAAGACGAAUAGUUAAUGUAUGGAGCUCCUGCUCUUGAAUGUUUUCUUCAAAUGGUGCUGAUGCCUGCUCCUUAUCACGCCUGAAAAAGGAACGGGCGAGUGACUUUUUCAAAGUGGUUGUCCAUCGUCUUUGAGGACACGUUUGAUCAAACAAUGUCCUAACAAGGGGUAGUAGUUCUCCAUUUCUUUUCCCCUUUGUGUUAAAUCCUCGGUGGGGGGAUUUUACCUCCGGAUUGCAACCUCUGUUGCUUCCUCAGACUCCGAGUCACUUCAUGUCCUCGCAAAACACAAAGACUCAGCCUCCCGGUAAAUCUGCAGUGUGACAAAGCCUGUAAUCUUAUUGUUGCUCGCUUUCCUCUUUUGCUCCCAAACAUUUACUCCCAAUGUGCCAGAGGAGUACAUUCCACGGCCGUACAAUCCCCCCCCCCCCCCCCUCCCAGGGAGGCAAAGACUGAUUAAAAGCUGAAGGACAAUAGUGUGGUCUCGUCAGUGAGAUAAAGUCGAUUCAGUUCAUUCAAGGAUGUGUGAUUUUAGAAGGAAUAUAAGCUGACUGAUGAUGAAUAUUUUGUGGCAGGUUGUGUUGAAAGUGUUGAUGGUUGACUGUAAAGAUUUGACUCCAUUAAUAACUCACUUACUCUGCUGUCUGUAAUGGAUGUUCAGUAUGUGUAUGAACUACACUCUCGAGGGCCGUUGAACACAUGUUUACAUAGCAGAUGUGUUUGCCUCGCGCACAGCUGAAAUGUCAUGAGCUCUGCUUUGCAAAUAUUCGCUUGUAGUGAAGUGACCUAACACGAGAGCGGCCAUUCAGGGUCUGUGGCAGUGAGCGCUCGGAGGGAAGACGUAAUGUAUGUGUCUCGUUUUUCUCUCUUUGUUAUACAGCCGGGGAAUAGAUUUGUUUGUUUUUCCAAUUCUAUUAAAAAAGACUUGUUUGAGUUGACUGAAAUGAAAAGGACACACAUAGCUUGCGGCUAGCUGUGACCUUUGGCUCUCAAUUAGGAUAGCUAACAGUAAAGACAAGUCUUGGAAAAACAAAACAUUUUAUCCAGAAAGUGACGGAGGCUGGUGCUGACAAAUCGCCAAAUUACCUUUUGAAAGGUCAGUGUCCUGAUUUCAAACGAGUUAAGGUGUAUUUCAUUUUGAGAAAUGGAUCAAUAAAUCUCAGAUUUGAGUUGCAGUGGAAGGUAGCAAUGGAGUGAGAAAAAGUCCACAGAAAGUGCCUUUCCUCUUGAUGGUGCUGUAAACUGAAAGAUAAAAACAAAAUCUCCUUUUCAAGAACAUAUUGCAGUGCAGGAACGGCUGCAUCUACACACUCUUUUUUUUUUUUGUUUGUUAGAGAGAUGGCAAUGCAAACUCGUGUUUGUUGUUUUUAGAACUAAAGUCUACAGAUAAAUAAUAGAUUUUUAAAAAAGCCAAGUAUAUGGUUGUGGUUGAGCUUUCGCUUCCUAGUGCAUUCAGUGUCUUGGACCAAUGGUGUCGAUGGUACAGUGAAAUGUGUGUGAGAUAAGAGUGGGUGGUUUGAGAGGUUUGUUGGGGUUCGUUUUAGAAGACACUAGGGUGACACGGCCCUGCCCAAGAAUGACAAACAUAGCACAGCACUUUACAGACUGCCACUCCCACUCAGACACACACGCCCAAGAGGUUUCCCUCCAAUUCCUGAUCUCCUCCUCUUAAACCAGGGGGACGAGAGGAUGCCAACCUCGGAUGAAAACGAGGAGUCGAAAGGGACUCGUGUGUUACCAAACAGAAGCGGCCCGUUGUUCAAAGUGUGCCUCAUGCUCUUGUGACUUUGUCAGCGGCUCGCUUGCCUUCGGGUGGAGGAUUCCCUCCGGUUAACUCUGCUGGACAUGUAUGUACAGCUUGGGCUGGGUGUCAAAACAUGAUAUCGGUGCCUCCCGAUUAAAAAAAAUGUAGGAGACUUACAUUUUUUGAAAAGUCUUGUAUUUUUUACUGAAGUAUAUUCUGACUGAAGUAUCGAGAUUUUCUCCUUGAAGGGCAUUUUAAGAAUAAAAUUAGCAUAAGUAGGAUGUAAAAAAAGUUUGAUUUAUGGUAAAUAAAUGAUGAGUUGUUCCGAUAAUGAUACUAGUGACAAUAUCUCAUUCCAUCUAAAAUACAGUAUCGGUAUCCUCUUCUCCCAAAACUCAAGUAAUUUUAGUAAUUUAUCAAGCAGCAACAGUACAGCGCUAUGAUGCAAAUGUUUUUUAAUCACACUGGUAUCUGAGGGGGUUCUCGGGUAUCAGGUGAUACUUAGGUCUAGUUAUCGGAAAGGAAAACCUGGUAUUGGAACAUCUGUAUUAGUUUUAUCGAUUAAAUAAAACGCAACCAGAGUCAGUAUUUAAAGUGUUCCCAUGACGCCCAGCCCUAGCAGCAGCAGCAGCAGCAGCAGCAGCCCCUUUCUCAUCUUAGUGCCCUGCCUUGUGUCCUGCCUCUGAUGGAGGGAAAAUGUGCCCCAGCAGUCCUGAGCAGGGAGGGUGACGACUGAAAAGUUUGAAGGGUGGUCUGUAGUUCUGUGGGUACCUUUACAGUCCAGGGGAUGGGGAUGGGGAGGGGAUGGGGAUGGGGAUGGGGAAGGGGGGAUGGGGAGGGGGGGGGGGUGUAAUCUUUACAAACACUGCACCUCACUUACCUUGGUAUGCUGCAUCUGUUAUACUUCAUGAAAGAAAAAAAAACCCUGCAAACUGCUUUUAUUAUGACAUAUAAUGCUUGAGUAAUGCCUGAUUGCGAUAUUCUUAUACAGUAACUAUUUUAGAGUUGAAUAAGUAUAACUGUAAAAAAAAAUAUUCUGUUUUUGUCUUAACACUUAUCUGAAUUUGACGAAAUGUUCUUGAGCCGACUUUUGUUUUUUUUUUGUUUUUUGUUGUCCUAUUUAAAUGUGUUGUUUCUUUCAAAUUUAUAUAAGAAAUAUAUUAUGUGCGGAAUAUUUUAUGGUGUAUUUAUUGAGAGUGUGCGUUCAAGCGGCUGGAGUCUCCGCAUCGUAUUGCAGCAUGGUGGGGGCGGAGCCGGGAGUGAAACGAGGCCUUUAGCCCCUCCCCCUCCAUGAUGACGCCUUAUUCUCUUAGACACGCAAGCACAACAAUAUGGAGGGGGAAGCGAGGUGGACGAAAAGGACAAGGAGGAUUUGACCUGGUGAUUCAGAGCUGUGUAUCAUGUUUUUUUUUUUGUUGUUGUUGAUAUUUGCAGGUCAAAUCUUCCUCGUCCUUUUCUCAAUAUUCUUUUAACCCUCCAGUUUUUUAUUUUUUCUUUAACCAACUUUAGAAGGCCAAACGCUAACCCCCACAAGUUGCAGCUGACCUCUGACGAAGGGACCCAUUUCUGAACCACACUGACUGAAGUGUCCGAUAGCUGACUUUGUUUUUUUUCGUCGCAAGCUGCUAAUUGGUACGAUAGCCAUGUCAAUUCCCAGAGCCAGUAGAGAGCAGGCGGGAAAGCAAGAAUUCAAGACAUCUUCGGAUCCUGGUGUAAAUCUGAACACGCGUGUUGCUUUUUUCUUUCCUCUUUCAACUCGUCAAGUUUAGUUCUUCUUGUGCCAGAACACCUCACAGCAGUUCAAAAGGUCUCAUUCCACAAACACAGAAGACAUGCCUCAACCUUAAGUGCGUUCUUACACAUUCUACAGAUUUCUGUGUUACUUUGCGAUGCCCGUGUUUAGUCGCCUACCAUGAAAACAAGCUAACGAACAUACCGGUCUCGUCAUCUCUUUUUUUAUUUUGAUUUUCUCAUGUAAACCACUACUUUUGCUACAGGAUUGUAAUGUACCAACAAUGUAUAGGCUUUUUAAAGAAAUGACUCUGUCCUGUUUGGAACGAGGUCGGGGGGGUCAAACAGCAUUUGAAAAAAAUUCUUGGCAUUUAAAAAAAUAAAAAUAAAUCAGCAAACACAAAAAUGAGGAAGAGGUCAAAACUAUUGAUGACUUCAAAAUCAAAAGCUGGUUAUUGUUUUAUUUCUAUGGAGCCCCUGGAGGGACAUGGAGGGUAAAAAUGAAGGUUAAUCCCAAGAAAGUUUUAACGAUGCAAAGAGACAAUUGCAAGAAGUGCUCUCCAUGUCUCUCUGUGGGCUCCAUGUUUUUCCACUGAUGGCAAAUCCAAAGAGCAGUAUUUUCAGAUACAGUUUGACCCGGGUGCUGGAUUACAGAGACCUGUGCCUGUAUAAUGAACCAAGGAUGAGUUCUAUUGUCAUGAAUUUCUUUCCUUUUUUUAAACUGUUUUCAUUGGUUGUCCCUCACCCAAUCAGAGGACCAGAGACAUGGAGCUUUUUGAGUGCUGUCCCUCCUGUUACAAAGUUGAAAUAGAAACGGCCCUCUGUCCUCGUCUAUCGACGUUUACUGUAAUGUUUACCCCCACGGCUACCACUCGUUUAACCUGUUUUCAUGCCAUUAUCAUUCCAAUAAUGACUCUGAACCAAAAAUUGCACAAGAGAUUAGGCUCCUGACGCCGUGUUAUUCACAUGAUGGUUUUGAAGACAGAUACUCGACAGUGGCCAAGGAUUUAACGCCUGUGUGCGCUGAUUGUCAGAUUGGAUUUCCAUGUAGCAUCUCACUCUUUGUUUCAGUUUUAUUUCAAAGUAAAAAUCUGGGGCUCUGAUACCUCCGAGCGAGGCACCAGCAAACAGGUGUACUAUGUACACGUAGAACAGUGAGCCUUCUCCGCACCAGUCGAUCCAUGUCUCAGUCUCUCUGUGCUGCGAAGUCUCUGUUGUACCAACAGCUCUAUUCCUCUACGUUUGAAUGUGUCUUUUCUUUUUGUAACUCUCUCUCAUAGGUUCGUUGGCCUUUUAGUGUUGCUUUGCUUCAGUUUGGAGUGUAUCUUUGACUAAUACUUGCAAUAAAAUGCUUUGCUUUA